Messenger RNA from Micromonas commoda, 2787 nucleotides. RefSeq lists its product with no specific name. Bases 1 to 2787 code for a protein of 928 amino acids. NCBI's taxonomy places the organism in Eukaryota, Viridiplantae, Chlorophyta, Mamiellophyceae, Mamiellales, Mamiellaceae. The transcript has a single exon. The record is from RefSeq and is a predicted model, not a curated record.
AUGCGGGACGAUCGCGAGGAUCCGUUGGAUCCCCCGCCUUCGCCGACGUUGGGCGCGACGGCAGAAAGCGAUGCGCGCGUGGACGCGCUCAUCGCGCGGGUGCUGCGCGAGGGCCAGGACGACGACAGCCUCGGCGAGGACGACGACGAGGACGAAGACACCCGCGACGCGCCGCCGCCGGCCGCGCUGAUAACGCCGCCGCAGAAGCGGCGGAACACCGCCCCGCCGGCCGCGUCCGCCAAGCGCCAGACGCCGACGAAGUCCGCGCGCAAGUUCGCGCCCCCCUCGCGCGCGCUCCCGCAGCAACCCACGCAAAGCCCGGGGCGCAAGCUCGUGGGGUUCGAGGUCGCCAGGCAGUACACGUGCCCCGGGGACGUUGGCGGCCAAAGGCGUUGGACCAAAGGCGUCGUCACCGCGUUUCACGACGACGACGAGCACUGGGGCGAGACGUACGACGUGUCGAUGGAGGACGACAUGGACGACCACGGCGUGACGUUCGAGGAGCUGCUGCUGAUCCUCGCGAACGAAGCGGACAAGAAGAGCGUCGUCUCCGAGCAGUCGUGGGCGCUCGCCCUCGGGAUACUCCGGAUGGCCGAUCCGACGCAGGCGGUGCGAACGUUUCGCAAGGAGCGGCACAGCCCGAACGCGCGGUUCGCCGGCUUCGACACCCUCGUCCAUCCCGACGGCGCGGAAUGCUACGAGGCGAAGAUCCAGGACGCGAACGGCGGCAAGCACCACUUCGCUUUUCAUUUCCCAACCAAGUGGGGCGCCGCCGCGGCUCACGAGAUUCUCGCCAGGCGGCUGGAGUUUCACGGACCGGGCGUCAAGGGGUGGACGCGUCGCAACUUCGCGCCGGAGACGCCGUGGGAGGCGCUCGUGGGAGUCCUCAUCGCGGGCGCGACGUGGACCGGGGCCCGGCCGGAAGGACCCGGACCUUCCGGCGGCGCAAAGUCCGACGGUACACCCGCGUCGGGGGACCCCGCCUCGAAUUCGCCCGAGUCGGUGAUUGGGACGGACGAUGGCGUCGGCGAGGACGAGCGGCCGAUUCACGAAGUCGUCAAGCGCGAGCGAAAGCCCGCACGGCGCUUCUCCACCGAUUACGUCCUCGAAAACAAGCCGCCGAGAAAACGAAAGACGCCGCCCCAAUCGCAAUCGCCCGUCCCAAUCGCAACCCCGAAGAAGGGAAAGGAGAGGCGAAUCGACCAGGCUCUGGAUCUGACGACGCGAGGCAUGCCCCGGAAGAUGAACCGCCGUUUCCUGGGCGUGAAGACGUCGUCGGACGUGACGAUUGGGGGAAAGCGAAUCGCUCGAUGCGUCGGCUCUUCGGAGUUUUUCGGCGUUCGGUGGGCGGGCUCCGCCGUCAAGCCCGGCGCGCGUCCCCGCUCCGCCAAGCCCUGGCAGUGCGUCCUCAACGUCACCGGCGCGGGUAAGGCGGCGGACAUCGGCCUCGGCAGCUACGUCACCGCGAGAGAGGCGGCGCUCGCUUACGACGCGGAGGUGCGGCGCAGGGGCUGGGAGCACUUAAAGCCCACCAACUUUGCCCCGCCGGCGGACCCGGCUCACGUUCCCCCGCGCCACGAGCUCAGCGCGGCGAUGAACCUGACCGAGAAGCAUCCGGUGAUCCUCAACCACCUUCGAGUCGCGAUGUCGGGCGUGGGCAACCCCAUCGUGGGCCACAGGGUCACGGAGACCGGGAACGGCGAACGCGCGUGGCGCCGAGCCGAGGUCAAAAUCCGAUACUUGAUACCCACGCCAAAAUCCCCGCACAUGAACGCCGCCGAGCACCACAGGUGGGUCCUCCUCAAGGACGUGGCGGGCGUCCUGAACGGCUGGGACAAGCUGGUGGACUACAUCAGGAGGCACAAGCGGCGGCUCGAGGAGGACGUCGAGGGGUCUAAUAAAAUCGGCCCCGGCGAGCUCCCCGCGUCCGCGCCCCUCUUCACGCUGUUCACCAGGCACUACGACAGCGGCCAGAGCUGCGUUUGCGUCCUCGGCGGCUUCGAGCCGUACGACCCGGACGGGUAUCCUCACUACGUGGUCGUGUGCGACGGCGACACCGAGGAUUUGACGGAUAACGAGCUUCGAGGGGAGCUAGGUUUGACCCCGGGGCCGGAGCCGGCGGAUCCUAACCGUUACCCGAACCCUAACCCUAACCCCGCGGAGCCCCGCGCGAACCCGUACGCGGAGUUCUGCAGGGAAAUCCGGCACAAAAUCCUCGCGGUUGACCCCACCAUGCCCCACACGCGGGUGAACAGGCGGCUCGGAGAGCUGUGGCGGAAGAAAAAGGCUGGCGGCGGCUGCGAAAAAACGGCGGACAGCCCCAAGCCGGGUGAAAUCACCGCCGCCGCCGCCGCCGCCGCCGACGACGACGACGACGACGACGAUGACGACUGCCCGCUGGCACCCGUCAAGCGCGAACGGAGCGAUGACGGGGACGACGCGGGACCCGAGAUCGUCGCGGCGCUCGACCGCAUCCUGCGGGAAGUUGACCUCACCAGGACCACGACCAACAUGGUGAUUCGUAGGCUGGAAGACGAGCUCCCCGUCACGUUCAACCUCCGCCACCACAAGCUGUUCCUCAAGGAGAAGAUCAAGGCGUGGGUGGAUGAGAACGUCGACCGCGCGAUUCCAAAUGAUGAGCCGAAAGACGUACCCGCGCUCCCAGCGCCUGAUACGCCCACCGACUCCGGGCUGCGUCGCGCAAAGUUGAUGCUAGAAAACGGGGUCAUCGACGCCGAGGAUUACGAAGCGAUCAAGACUGCGUGGAUGAAGAGCCUGGGCGGGUGA